Messenger RNA from Diuraphis noxia (Russian wheat aphid), 1571 nucleotides. RefSeq names its product mitotic arrest deficient 2 (gene mad2). Gene Ontology annotation, cellular component: cytoplasm; kinetochore; nucleoplasm. Lineage: Eukaryota; Metazoa; Arthropoda; Insecta; Hemiptera; Aphididae. Gene Ontology annotation, biological process: mitotic spindle assembly checkpoint signaling. The record is from RefSeq and is a predicted model, not a curated record.
GACUCUGUGCCUGGUGGUUUCAGGAUUAUCCGUUAUUUUUUAAUAUUUAUGGUUUUCUAUAUCAUAUUAUGAUUAUUUGUUUUUUUAAUUUGUUAAAAUUGUGUAUGUUAAUGAUUUCACUUUAAACCUUAUUCCAUCUAGACUGAAUGUCUGAAUGUAAUAUUCGUAAUUUGCUGUUGUAAUAAUCUAUACUUUACAAACAUUACACAAUGGCUACCAAACAACAAAGCCAAAACGCCAUCACUCUCAAAGGGUCUGCGAAAUUGGUUAUGGACUAUUUAAAUUUUGGAAUUAACAGUAUUCUUUUUCAACGGGGAAUAUACCCACCGGAAUCUUUCAAAACAGAAGAACAUUUUGGUCUGUCGAUUCUUGUGUCAACAGAUACUAAAAUUCAACAGUUCUUACAACCCGUUCUCAAUCAAAUGAAAGAUUGGCUGUUAGAACAAAAAAUUCAAAAGAUGUCAAUGGUUAUAUCUAAUGUUAACACCAAAGAAGUGAUGGAACGCUGGGAUUUCAAAUUACAGUAUGAAGGAUCUGGCGAUUCAAAUCCAGACUCAGUUGGGAAUAAAGAGCUAGCAACAAUCCAAAAAGAAAUUAGAGAUGUAUUAAGGCAAAUUUGUUCUACUGUUAGUUUUUUACCUUUACUUGACUGUCCAUGUGCUUUCGAUUUGCAAAUAUACACUAAACCUGAUGUAGAUGUACCACAAGAAUGGUCUGAAACUGCUCCUAGUUAUAUUGCUAAUUCUCAAGAGUUACAGUUACGAUCAUUUUCAACUUCAUUGCAUAGAAUGGAUACUGUUGUCAGUUAUAAAGCAGACUUUUAAAAAAAAUCUGUUAUAGCGGUAAUCAAACUGAUUAAGUUUUUUUUUUAUACUUAAUUUUAAUAUACAUGAAUACUAUUUUGUAUACUACGAAUUUCAAGUUAAGUGAUAAUUAGUAUUCUUAUUUUGGAAGCUAAUAUUUUUAUCAAACUACUAUUUUGCUAAUCAUAAAUCAAAUAAUAAUUUGUUUUGUUUAAGUAUUUCAUUAAACUAUUUUUCUUGAUCACAUUAUUGUUAAACAUUUUUUUACUUUAUUUUAAGUGCCCUAUUACUCUAUCCUAUAGUAUUAGAUAAUCAAUUUGUGUUUCAUUUUAAUUAUAUUUUAUUAUUAUAUUUUUACUCUUAAGUUGUAUACAUUAAGWGGACGUGUCACCAAACAUUUACGCGUACAACGACCGAGAGGAUGCGCUGUUAUGUGUUUUCAUGAUCCGCAAGCGUUUAAGUCACACCUACUAUUCGCAAUUCGUAACCGGUCGACAACUGCUCGUUUGGGAGUGCCGGUUAUUUGUCUAUGAGUGUUUGUCCAGUACGAUUCGUAUUAUUAUAAAAUUSAUUAUACGCAAAUGCCGCCAUAUUUUCAAUACCCGUGCAUACCGAUUAUAAAUUAUGAUACUGCUUACCUAAAUUUAUGUUCCAAUAUAUAGAUYGUAAAACUGUAUUAUAACAUAGCUUGAUUUGUAGUUAUUGAAUUAUUACAUAUUGUAAAAUCUAAUAAAUGGUAAAUACAAUAAAUACAGCGAAUUAAAUUAA